Gasterosteus aculeatus aculeatus (three-spined stickleback) is the source of this 3283-nucleotide messenger RNA. It is a transcript of the gene tmem51a, whose product is annotated as transmembrane protein 51a. Lineage: Eukaryota; Metazoa; Chordata; Actinopteri; Perciformes; Gasterosteidae. The record is from RefSeq and is a predicted model, not a curated record.
AAACCCGCCUCACUCGUCCGCCGCCUCCUCUCUCGUUUGUAAACAUAUUUUGUAUCGUUGAAACGCAACUAAAAGUUACUUCGUAAGCAGACACGUUAAAAGUAGCGGAAGUUUGUAUUUGUUUCGCUGCUACGGGAGCCGCUGGGGGUCAACUCUGUGCGGGGAGCGACCCUCCGCCCUGAGCCCGAAGUCCGGAGCACAACGGACCGCCAGCGAAGCGACGGUACCUCGGAGGAGCGUGUAACCGGCACACACGGCCUUCCCACCGGGUAGAGGCAGUCCGCUGAGCGGGACAUUUGAUGGGAGGACACUCUGAGUAGAAAGAGCAAAUUGUCUCCAGCUACUGGUUUUGACUUCACCCGAGUGCGUAGGUUUGUGAACUGACAACAUGCGUUCCAGUGGGGACGGACCAGUCAGCCCCCCUGGCCCACAAGGCACGGGCAGCAGCAACAACAACAACAACAACAACAACAACAACAGCAGCUAUGAAAGCAGUGGAAACUCUGGUUCCCAGUAUGCGCUGUGUGCUCUGGGCGUCGGACUGGUGGCCCUCGGUAUCGUGAUGAUCGUGUGGAGCGUGGUGCCGCCAGACGCCGGGAACAACAGCAACAACAGCAGCAGCAGCGGCGGCGGUUCGGGAGGCGACGGUAGUACGAGUGGGAGGAAGCAUAAAGCGUCCUCCGUGGCCUUUGUCCUGGUGGGGUCCGGGGUCGCCAUGCUGCUGCUGUCUUUGUGUCUGGGAAUGAGGAACAAACAGCGGGAGCAGCAGAGGCUUCAGGAGGCCCAGAGCCGCGGAGGCGCGGCGACGAGGGAGCAGGAGGAAAGACAAACUGCCGAGGAACAAGCCCAACGUUACGCCGUACCCAGCUAUGAAGAGGCGGUCUGCAGCGGCCAGUACCCCAUCAGCCAGAGCAACCUGCGCCCCAGCAGCUCCCAGCUACCGUCCUACGACGACCUGGUCCAAGUCGACGGUGUGCAGUACGAAUUCGAGGGGUCGGAGGUCACGACGACCGGAGCGCCGCCGCCCGCUCCGGCUCCGCUGGCGCCCGCCGCUGCUGCCUCCGCGUCGAACCGCAGAGCCGGGAAAACGAGCCGCAAGCUCCUCCCCAUCAAGAUCCGCAGGAUCAAAUCGGAGAAGCUGCACAUGAAAAACCUUGACAACUCUCAGCCAGCUACUGGGUUCAGUGUAGAGCCGCUCACCCCGCCCCCCCAGUACGAAGACAAAGUGCCUCCCAUUUAAGAGCGGACCCAUCGUGUUCAAAACAAUCUACUGAAAUCCCUGGAAUCCUCCACCAUCACCUUCCUGUGGAUCUGUGUGACCCCAUUGUGGGUCCAACUUUCUACCACCAGCGCUUUACUGGACGGAGGCUCUGACACCGUUUUAUUAUGUUGAGCGAGUCUACUAGUUUUUUUUGUUUUGUUUUUAGUAGCUUUUGGUUCAGGAUAUUUUCUUUGGAAAAGCCGAAACACGGCACUGUUCUUCCCUUCUUCCCACAAACUAGGAUGGGCAGCAGGUGUCUACUUAUGACCCAGAUAAAACAAAUCUUUGUUAGCACUUAUCAUCUCUAGCUCCCGUGACUCUUGGCCGUAGGCACUCUGCCACAAACCCAAUGGAAAUAGUAUUAGAAUUCUAACAAAAUAGAACUUGCGUUAUCUUACUUAGAAUAUCAAGGCACUCAAACAUUACUGUCCUGUAUAGUAAAGUAUAUUUAAUAGAAAAAUCCAGUUUCGGGAUUCUCCACAGAAAGACUAAAGGCGACUUGAGGCGUGUUUAUAAAGUGGAUGGAUUUAUUGUUGGUUGUAUCAUUGAACGCGCCGUGACGUGGUAACAUUACUUCCUUACAGCUGUGUUGAGAAACUGUGACCCACAAGGGCUGAAAGACACUUGUGAGAUGCGUUAUCUUAUGGAUUUGUCAUGGAUGACGUGUUUGCAAACAGCUCGGCUUACUGGCGAAUGAGAUUAGCACCCCACUCCAGCCAGCCGGUCAAUGAAAGUCCACACUUUUUUGAAUCACAGCAGCUUCUUCAGCUCACUAUUGACCUGUUUACUUUGCCCAGUGUUGCUAGACGGACUCCGGCGUGCAGUCACAAGGUGCAACCCCCCCCCCCCCCGUACAUUCAGAAGCGUAGACCUGUUGCAUGUCAGUUGGGGGGAGAAAAGGCGGGAGGGUUUUCCGAUGGAUUCAUACGCACUGGUGCGGCGCCAAUGGUCACCAUUAGGUUUGAGAAAUCAAUUUCUCAGAAGUUGACGAUGUGAUUUCAUGGAAUGUUUAAAGAGUUGCUAAUGCUAACUGACCGCAGCAAACUGAGUUUGCCCUGCGGCCGUACACACUAAAGUGUGCAGUUAGGAGCCUUCGUGUCGUGUGACUGAACCUGAGCUCCUGCGUCGCGCUUCUUGCUUUUCGCUCCUGUGGUGAGGAAGGAGCCCAGCGGUAAAAGGGGCCCUUGUGAAUAGUUGAAUGUCACAAAGACAACCAGAGCUGCAAAAGGCCCCCUCGCUCCAGACGACCCGCAGACAGACCCUUUGACAGUAACCGUAACCGUCGCUCACCCGCCGGCCCCAUCGGGCUUUUCUCCAACCGAGGCUCGACUCGCGGCCCCCUGUCUCCGCUCGGAAAGUAUGAGGGGAAAGAGCAGAGAACGGAGCCAGCUGUUCAGGGAUCUGGUUUGAGGUCUAGCACCAUGCGCGGUUUACUGUGGUCUUCUUCGCGUCGGACUUGUUUUUCAACAGCUGAAGCCAAGUGGCAGGAGGAUUUUUUUCUGAAGACGCACAACUCAUUUCGCUUUGACGUCGUCGGCCAGUUGUUCUCCGCGUUGUGGGGGAGGUCGUCUGGGUUCAUGCAGGGGAAGCUACCGGGCCACGUUUUAUAUGUUUUCAGGUUCAUGUACAUUUCACGUCUCUAUUCCUCUGACCUUGUCUCCAAAGUGGCAAGCUGUCAUGUAUUGUAUUCAUUCUUCAUUGUGUCGGUCAUGCUCAGUACCACAAGGCAAUGUACCUCAUUUGCAAAGGACCAGUUGACUACAUGGUUGAUUUUUUUUAUUUUUUAUUUUGUAGUCAAAAUGUUUUACAUUGAUGAAAUGAGUGUUUCGAUUACGCGGUCACUUUCUGUUUUACUUUGUGUCCAAAAAACAUGCUGUUUGUUCAUUUAUUGAUUUCAUUUUAUUACUUAAGUCUGUAUUUCUUCUACUGUGAAAAUGUACUAUUCUAUUAUAAUUUUGUUUGUGGAAAAAAACGUUGUCUCAUGAAUAUUUAUAAGAAAUUAAAGUAAGUAUUUUUAACUAA